UUUUGUUCUUUUUGGAAUUCAAUUCAAUUCUCUCUCUUUUUUCUAUUUGCAAUUGCAAACUAUUUUUUACAUUAAUUUUAUUGUUUACUCUAUGCCUGCGCCUGGCGAAGGAAGGAUAAGCUGCCAGGUCAUUGCAGGACGGCUAUACCAGACACACAGUUCGGCGUACCCUCUAAAGAUAAUAUCCCCACAGGCGCACCCAGACCACCCACAGUCGGCGUUCAAACCAUGCAUUAACUACAUACUCUCCUACGGCGGCGGCAUCGUCCACGGCGACCGCAUCCACAUCAACGCCCAUGCGGGCAAAGGCUGUGCAUUAAUUAUGCUCACCCAAGGAUCCACCAAAGUCUACCGCCACCGCAAACGACCACCACCCAAUACCCAAAUAGUGGCAAAUAAUAUGGCGGACGAGUCAUUCCAGACUCUAAUUCUUGAAAUCGAUUCUGGUGCCCUUGUGUGUUUGCUGCCUGACCCGGUGACUUGUUUUAGGGACGCAAGGUAUAAUCAGAGGCAGGCUGUUCGGAUGCAGCCUGGGAGCUCGUUGGUUUUGCUGGAUUGGAUGACGAGCGGCAGGAUGAGUCGAGGCGAGCGGUGGGAUUUCCAAAAAUACUUUAGCGUCAAUCUCAUCACCCACCACCCCACCUCCUCGCCCUCAGCCUUUGCUAGCGACUCUGUCGGAUCAGUCGGACUAGAAAAUGUGGACGCGUUUGCGUUCAUCCUGGUUUUGGGCCCGGCCGUCACCUGUGUCGCGGAGGUGUUUAAGGAGGAGCAUAACCGGGAAAGAGUCAGGCCCUUUAGAUCUAACGGUUCUUUUCAUACGGUGGUGGACUCUGUUAAGUGGUCGGUUUCGGAGGUCGACCAGGAGGGGGUGCUUGGGGUUGCAGUUAGAGCAUGUGGUCCGAGUACGGAGGAAUUGAAGGCCUGGAUUAAACGACGCUUGGAAUUGUUGCAAAAUAUUAUUGGUCAGUCUGCUUGGUCCAUGUACUUUAACGCAUGACGUGGGGUUUUAUUUAAAUAAAAAUAUAUGUAUCUGAAUAUAUGCACGAG
This is a messenger RNA of Kickxella alabastrina, 1047 nucleotides long. RefSeq names its product UreD urease accessory protein-domain-containing protein. The transcript is spliced from 2 exons. Gene Ontology annotation, molecular function: nickel cation binding. The coding region runs from base 92 to 997 and encodes 301 amino acids. The record is from RefSeq and is a predicted model, not a curated record. Lineage: Eukaryota; Fungi; Kickxellomycota; Kickxellomycetes; Kickxellales; Kickxellaceae.